CAUACAACCAUAUUCCACCCUCCCACCUACACUUGCAACCAAUAAACCAUACAUACACACUAUACAUCGUAAGUUCUCAACACAGGGAAGCCCGUACUCUAGGACUCUAGCUAGCUAGCUAGCCGGGCUGUAGCGGUGGUGGUGGUGCCAAGAAGAGCAGGGCUCCAAGAAAUGGCGCAGCUGCCGCCGAGGGCGCCGAGCGCGGGGGCGUCACAUGGCCACUGGUCGGCGGCGGGGGAGUUCCUCGGGUUCGCGGCGUCGAAGCGCGGCGCGCACCGCCGCUCGGCCAGCGACUCGGUGGCGUUCCUCGAGGCCGUGCCCAUGGACGACGUCAUCGGCGGCGGCGACGCGUUCGACCGGCUUGACGAUGAGCAGCUCAUGUCCAUGUUCUCCGACGUCGACGCACCGGCGGUCUCCGACGGCGCCGGGGACGCGCCGCUGAUGGACAUGGGGGACGGGGAGGACGGAAUGGCUGCCACGUCGCCGGUCGGCGCGCGGGCGGCGGCGGCGCAGGCGGCCGCGGACGGCGUCGCUGACCCCAGGAGGGUCAAAAGGGUACUGGCAAACAGGCAGUCAGCUCAGAGGUCAAGAGUUAGGAAGCUGCAGUACAUCUCCGAGCUUGAACGCAGUGUCACCGGUCUGCAGAUGGAGGUGUCAGCAUUGUCCCCUCGCGUGGCCUUCCUUGAUCACCAUCGGUCACUACUCACUGUAGGCAACAGCCAUCUCAAGCAAAGAAUUGCUGCCCUCGCCCAAGACAAGAUCUUCAAAGAUGCACACCAGGAUGCACUCAAGAAGGAGAUUGAGCGGCUACGCCAACUGUACCACCAGCAGCAGAUCAAGGCCACCACCGGUGGUGCCGACAUUGCCACAGCCGCUUCGAUGCAGGCCAGGCAAGAGCUUCUCGCGUGCGAGGGCGCUGCCAUUCGAUAGAAGGAAGCAACAAUCAGGCGGAUCAACUUCUGGUGGAUUUUUGGGCAAUUCAUGGAGUGGAAGAUACGCUCCUGUUAGUAAUUUUGUGCAGUCUGAUGAUAUGUUUGUUCGUUUCUUGCUGCUAAAUCUGUAUGUGAUGUUUGCUCACCCUGGUGAAAAAAUUGUUCCGGGAUGGGGCAUUUGUUGUGGAUGUAUUGUUUGGACGGCCUUACAUUUGUGUUGGUAAAGAUUUUUCAAGGUGGUUUGCUUUCUUCAGUUCUUUGAGUUUGUUGCAAACAGCACAUAUCGAGUUUGUUACUAGAUGAAACA
Messenger RNA from Phragmites australis (common reed), 1239 nucleotides. Its product is annotated as basic leucine zipper 19-like. Gene Ontology annotation, cellular component: nucleus. Gene Ontology annotation, molecular function: DNA-binding transcription factor activity; DNA binding. Bases 172 to 930 code for a protein of 252 amino acids. The transcript has 4 exons. Gene Ontology annotation, biological process: positive regulation of DNA-templated transcription. NCBI's taxonomy places the organism in Eukaryota, Viridiplantae, Streptophyta, Magnoliopsida, Poales, Poaceae. The record is from RefSeq and is a predicted model, not a curated record.